Molecule: messenger RNA, 1453 nt
Organism: Neoarius graeffei (lesser salmon catfish)
Lineage: Eukaryota; Metazoa; Chordata; Actinopteri; Siluriformes; Ariidae
Gene: emc6
Product: ER membrane protein complex subunit 6
Exons: 2
Coding region: 421-753 (110 amino acids)
Biological process (GO): protein folding in endoplasmic reticulum; autophagosome assembly
Cellular component (GO): endoplasmic reticulum; EMC complex; membrane
Source: RefSeq, a predicted model, not a curated record
GACACCGUAGUAGAGAGGUUAAGGGUAAUGCAACGCAAGUUUUGUGUUGUUGGGUUUUUUUAAUUAAAAACAAACAAACAGACAUUUAAAUUAUAUUAUAUACAUAUCAGACUACUUAUAUAGAAUUAUUUAGAUUAAAAAAAGCAAGUAAAAGGGUUAAAAUAGCACGUUUUUGAUGGUCAUUUUAAGCGUUGUCCAGGGUUCAUAGUGAGGAAACAAGAUGGCCGCCGAUGAGUGACAAGCGCUGCGUUUUUGUUGUACGUUUUUUGUAAAGAAAGUCUAUAUUUUUCGACAAUAGUUUCGUUAAUACAUGUUUAAUGUUGUCGUGGAUGUAUUAUAUGCGCGUAUAAUUUAAUAUAAGUGGAGAAUUUUAACAUUUCUUAAGCACGUGCAUCUUAAUCCCAACGUGAUUUGGACAGAAUGGCAGCGGUCACAGCUAAACGUGAAGGUCCACAAUUCAUCAGCGAUGUGGCGGUGCGAGGGAACACGGCGGUGCUGGAGUACUGCCGAACUUCCGUUUCCGCUCUCUCCGGAGCGACAGCGGGCAUCCUGGGCCUCACCGGAUUGUAUGGCUUCAUCUUCUACUUCCUCGCGUCCUUCUUACUGUCCGUGCUGCUCAUCCUUAAAGCCGGCCGACGGUGGAACAAGUGCUUUAAAUCCAGACGCCUGCUCUUUACCGGAGGUCUCGUGGGUGGAUUGUUCACCUACGUGCUCUUUUGGACUUUCCUGUACGGAAUGGUGCAUGUGUACUGAUGAGCAACACUACUGCAGAUGUGCAUAGGUUAAGAAAUUACUGUUCAGCAUGAUGAUGAUGAUUAUUUCCUUUCUCCUUUGUAUUUGAUUGCACUGAAGUGACUCUGGGCAUAAAGGUCAAACCAAGGUCCAGCUUGAAGUCAUAAACCAGAUCUGUUUUAGUUAUUCAUUCUUCAGUAACGGUUUUUAUCCGUGGACAGGGUUGCGGUGGAUCUGGAAUCUUUCCUGGGAAUACAAUGUGAAUGAGAUGCCAGUCCAACACAGGACACAAUGCGCACACACAUUCACACUGAGAGACAAUGUCGCAGUCAGUCCACCGACUGGCAUGUUUUUGGGAGAUAGGAGAUGAGCAGUGAACCUGGAGGAAGCCCACACAGACAUGGAGAACAUGUGAAACCACUUACACACACACUAACCCAGGCUUGAACCACAGACCCUGGAGCUGUGAGGCAGUAGUGCUACCUGCUGUGCCACCUUGAUACAAGAUGUGCAUGAGAAAUGUCGAUACGUUGUUUGAGUAAGCAUUUAGCAUACUUACUUAUUUUAGAAAUGGUAGCUUUAUUUUCUGAGAGUCGGAGAAGAAACAAAUCCUCAUUCCGUCACUAAAAUAUAAAUUAACUAUCGAACAACUCCUGACUUGCGUGCCAAUGUGUGUGAAUAUUGCUGUGGUUUCUUCUAAAUAAAUAAAUCACUCAUAUGA